AUGAUGGUGGAGCUUGUUCUGGGCACAAAUGAAAACUUGCUGCUAGGGGUUGAACACUCAAACUACCUCGCGAUAUUUCAGAACCUAAAUGUGCCACUUAACGCAUCUAUUUCAGUGCCCCAGGAUGCGACGCCACUGGCAAAUAAGAAAGCAACUAAUUUUUUACAGGAUUCAGCUGCGAUUCGCUUUAAGCCAAUGGAAGGGCCGCUUCCCUUUGGAGAUGUCUCCACACACGCGGAAGGUUUCUAA
Molecule: messenger RNA, 249 nt
Organism: Penicillium antarcticum
Lineage: Eukaryota; Fungi; Ascomycota; Eurotiomycetes; Eurotiales; Aspergillaceae
Exons: 3
Coding region: 1-249 (82 amino acids)
Source: RefSeq, a predicted model, not a curated record